AUCAGAUCAUCCCAUGAUGCACCGCGCUUCAACGGCUUCAGUCAUUCAAGCAGCUCAGUCCUGGUGUUUGAGAGAGCGUCUGUUCUGUUAGGCCAUCUGGGUUCGGGUAACCUGUGUCCUGAACCGGACCGGUCCCUGAACGGGGGUCUAAACUCUCUCAUUUCGAGCUGAACUUCCCCGUCCAUGCUUCAGGAAUCACCGGCAGUUGACGGGAAGCGAGCGUUUGGGCGGCAGAAGCGGUGCUGUCAGCGAUAUAACAGCAGAAAGCGUUACAUAUUCAAACAUAAACCAACCGGAAAGAGAACUGUGGGAAUUUAAUCAAACUUUAAAAGCAACUUGAUGGAUUUAGAGACCGGAAGAAACGAACUGGGAGCAAUGGGAGAGUCGCUGCAACCGCAGACCCCCAGCCGCCACGAGAAAAGUCUCGGACUGCUCACGACUAAAUUUGUGACUCUGCUGCAGGAAGCGAAGGACGGAGUGCUGGAUCUCAAAGCUGCUGCAGAUACUUUGGCUGUAAGGCAAAAACGGCGUAUCUAUGACAUCACCAAUGUUUUGGAAGGCAUUGGACUCAUCGAGAAGAAAUCCAAAAACAGCAUCCAGUGGAAGGGUGUUGGUCCGGGUUGCAACACACGUGAAAUUGCAGACAAGCUAAUUGAUCUCAAGUUGGAAUUGGAGGAUCUUGACAGGAGGGAACAUGAACUGGACCAGCAGAGAGUUUGGGUUCAGCAGAGCAUCAAAAACGUGACAGACGACUCGCUAAAUAGCCCUCUGGCGUAUGUAACGCAUCAAGACCUCUGCAAUUGCUUCAAAGGUGACACUCUUCUAGCAAUAAGAGCUCCUUCAGGAACACAGCUGGAGGUUCCACUGCCUGAAUCUCAUGUCAAUGGACAAAAGAAGUACCAGAUUCACCUGAAGAGCUCUGCAGGCCCCAUCGAGGUCCUGCUGGUGAAUAAGGACCCCUCUAGUUCUUCUCCUGUGGUGCUGCCCGUGCCCCCGCCUGACGACAUGCUUCAGAGCCUGUCCACCCCAGCUUCAACUACCUCUGCUGCUGCUGCACCCACCAAACCGGCAGCCAACAGUACGCAAUCCUCCACCUCCACCUGCCAGAGUCCCGCUGCCGCCGUCCCUCCCAACACAACCACUGCCUCUGCUGCUGGGGCAGCUACAGACAUUUCAAGCACCUCCACUUCAGAUACAACAGCCAAUCUGACAUCUUCAACAGACACGCAGCAGCUGCAGUCUUCUGCAUCACUGGACAGCAGCUCUUCACUUCCUGAUUCCUCAACCCUUUUUGAACCAAUCAAAACAGACCCUUCAGAUCUGCUGGAUCUCCCCAAAGAACUUUCAGAAAUGUUUGACCCUAAAGGUGAGGACCUGUAUAACAUGCUAGACAUGUGCUGCUCCUUGUUGAUGUUUAUCAUCUAUUGCUGA
This is a messenger RNA of Sinocyclocheilus grahami, 1431 nucleotides long. Its product is annotated as transcription factor E2F4-like. Gene Ontology annotation, molecular function: RNA polymerase II cis-regulatory region sequence-specific DNA binding; DNA-binding transcription factor activity, RNA polymerase II-specific; protein dimerization activity. The transcript has 8 exons. NCBI's taxonomy places the organism in Eukaryota, Metazoa, Chordata, Actinopteri, Cypriniformes, Cyprinidae. Gene Ontology annotation, cellular component: RNA polymerase II transcription regulator complex. The record is from RefSeq and is a predicted model, not a curated record. Gene Ontology annotation, biological process: regulation of transcription by RNA polymerase II. The coding region runs from base 340 to 1431 and encodes 363 amino acids.